UGAGUUGUGUCAUUUAUGCCCAGCCCUAUUCAGCCAGGAAGUGUUGAUGGGGCACAAGUUUCAGACAUCAUUCUUUUCCAAUCUGUACUUCGUGGAAGUCGGACGUAACUGUAGGCAAAAUGUCUCAUCGUAAAUUUUCGGCGCCUCGCCAUGGUUCUGUGGCCUUUUGCCCCAGGAAGCGUGCCUCCCGCCACCAGGGUAGAAUAAAGGCAUUCCCCAAGGACGAUCCAUCCAAACCAGUGCACUUGACUGCUUUCCUGGCCUAUAAAGCCGGCAUGACGCAUAUCGUGCGAGAAGCCGAUCGUCCUGGUUCAAAGAUCAACAAGAAGGAAGUGGUAGAAGCCGUUACCAUUUUGGAAACACCUCCAAUUGUCAUUGUUGGUGCUGUUGGAUACAUUGAAACUCCAUUCGGCCCACGUGCCUUGUGCAAUGUCUGGGCGCAACAUUUAUCUGAGGAAUGUCGACGUCGGUUCUAUAAGAACUGGCAUGCGAGCAAGAAGAAGGCUUUCGUUAAGGCAUCCAAGAAGUGGACCGAUGACCUGGGAAAGAAGGAAAUCGAGGAGAGUUUCAAGAAAAUGAUUCGUUACUGCAAAUCCAUUCGUGUUAUCGCCCACUCGCAGAUCCGUCUCAUCAAGCAGGGCCAGAAGAAGGCUCACAUCAUCGAGAUCCAACUGAACGGCGGAACCAUUGAAGACAAAGUCAACUGGGCUAGAGAGCAUUUGGAAAAACCAGUGCCAGUUUCGCAGGUGUUUGCACAGGAUGAAAUGAUCGAUUGUGUGGCUGUUACCAAGGGUAAAGGUUUCAAGGGUGUUACCAGCCGUUGGCACACCAAGAAACUGCCACGCAAGACGCACAAAGGUCUUCGCAAGGUUGCCUGUAUCGGAGCCUGGCAUCCAUCGCGUGUAGCAUUCACCGUUGCUCGUGCUGGUCAGAAGGGUUACCAUCAUCGUACUGAGAUCAACAAGAAGAUUUACCGCAUUGGAGCUGGAAUCCAUACAAAGGACGGCAAGGUCAUCAAGAACAGUGCCGCCACCGAGUAUGAUUUGACGGACAAAUCUAUCACUCCAAUGGGAGGCUUCCCAUUCUAUGGUGAAAUCAAUAAUGAUUUCCUGAUGAUCAAGGGAUGUUGUAUCGGAGCCAAGCGUCGUAUCAUCACGCUGCGCAAGUCACUGUUGGUGCACACGAAGCGUUCUGCCCUGGAACAGAUCAAUCUCAAGUUCAUCGAUACAUCGUCGAAGAUUGGUCAUGGUCGCUUCCAAACUCCGGCUGACAAGCGCGCCUACUAUGGCGUUCUCAAGAAGGAUCGCAUUCGCGAGGAGAAGGCACAGGCUGCAGCUGCUGCUGCCGCCGCUAAAUCAUCGGCUUAAGCUGAUUUUUCCAUAUGUUGGUUAAAUUAUGGAUAAAUAAAUAAUAGUUCAAAAAAAAGUAAAA
Toxorhynchites rutilus septentrionalis is the source of this 1431-nucleotide messenger RNA. It is a transcript of the gene RpL3, whose product is annotated as 60S ribosomal protein L3. Gene Ontology annotation, cellular component: cytosolic large ribosomal subunit; ribosome. The coding region runs from base 120 to 1367 and encodes 415 amino acids. Gene Ontology annotation, biological process: ribosomal large subunit assembly; translation. The transcript has 6 exons. The record is from RefSeq and is a predicted model, not a curated record. Lineage: Eukaryota; Metazoa; Arthropoda; Insecta; Diptera; Culicidae. Gene Ontology annotation, molecular function: structural constituent of ribosome; RNA binding.